AUGGGGGAUGAAAGAGGUGACAACUUUGAAGGUAUGGGCAUUGAACAACUGAAACUGGAGUUAUUGGAAGAACUCUAUAUGAAAAACUUAAUACAACUCUCAAUAAUUGAACUACGACACAAAAUAAUGGACUUGAAAGCCAAACUCACCAUUGUUAAUAUCAGCAAUGAAUGGAAAACUCGUUAUGAAGUACAACUUGAGGUGAAUAAUCAACUAAAAAAGCAAAUAGUUACUCUCAAUGAGAAAUUGGAAAAGCUCCAUGUAGAUCCUUCAGAUAAACUAUCUUCUAUUCGUGUCUAUGAGCGAAUGACAGAGAAAUCCUUAGUUGCAUUACUUGAAAAGCUAGAAAGAGAAAAAAGACGUCUUGAACAUCAAGUGAAAUACUAUUUACUUAAACUGGAAGAAGAAUCAAAGGCUUAUCAAAAGGUCAGGGAUGAACGCCAAAUAUACCUGGCUAAAUUAUCUCAGGUCUCUCGCUUAAACCAAAUUUCUAGAAGGCAACAAAUGAAUGAACUCCACAGAAUGAAAGAGAAUCCAGUGAAAAUGGGAAGACACAAUACAGCUAAUCAGAAAAUAAUAAAUGCCAAGAGAGGACCAACCAAGAAGAGUACAAGAUCAAGCCAUGUUCCAAAAUUCAACUCGUGA
This is a messenger RNA of Phyllostomus discolor (pale spear-nosed bat), 645 nucleotides long. It is a transcript of the gene CCDC169, whose product is annotated as coiled-coil domain containing 169. The coding region runs from base 1 to 645 and encodes 214 amino acids. The transcript has a single exon. Lineage: Eukaryota; Metazoa; Chordata; Mammalia; Chiroptera; Phyllostomidae. The record is from RefSeq and is a predicted model, not a curated record.